This is a messenger RNA of Hyaloperonospora brassicae, 3321 nucleotides long. Lineage: Eukaryota; Oomycota; Peronosporomycetes; Peronosporales; Peronosporaceae. The record is from the annotation of a GenBank genome assembly.
AUGACGACAGAAGCGCACGCGAGUCACGGAGCGCGGUGGACGACGGCCUUUGGACUGCAGGGAGACGUGCUCACUGCACAGCGGGAGCGCUACGAGAGACUGAAGCAGCACUUGGCGUUUCAGGUCGACGCAACGAAGCUCGCCGAUCCGGCGACUACCGCUCAGGACAUCGCCAGCUCUUCCGGUACUUGCAGUCACAUUUUGAACGACGACGACACGCUGCUCGAGGAGAUCCAGAAGGACUUGGAUCGAUUGCACCCAUCUGGAAACGAGCGCUUCUUUCAGAACGCAGUGUUCAUGAGUACGCUGCGCAACGUGCUCUUGGUCUGGUGUCGGCUGCAUCCCGACGUGGCCUAUCGUCAAGGGAUGCAUGACGUGGUGGCUGUCGUGCUAUACGCGUUGGUGCAGAAUGAGGAGGCAGAUGGAUCGAGGCAGUCAAACGAGGAGACGCUGCCGGAAGGUGUUGAAGCUGACACGUUCUUGCUCUUCGAGGCCGUGAUGCUGUUCGUAAAGCCGUUCUUUGAGCUUGUUGAGACGAGCCAUGAAGCGGUGUAUCGAGGUCCAGGUGGAACGUAUGGACGGAGACUCUUUGCGAGCUUUUCGCUGAGGAAGAAUGGCAGUGGAGCUGGUUCGACCACAGUGCAGUCGUCAGAAACUGCAGAUAGAAAGCACGAACAGCCGGUACUGCACCGAUUGUGUCAUCACAUUCAGUACGAAAUGCUGCAACAGAAGGACCCGCAGUUGUACUACCACUUGAAGAACUUGGAUAUCAUUCCCGAGACAUAUUGUUUGCGAUGGAUUCGCUUGCUCUUUACUCGAGAGUAUGCGCUAGAAGAACUUUUGUACAUCUGGGACGCUUUGAUCCUGGACAAGAAACGAGCGGCGAUUGAGUAUCCCGUGAUCAACAUGACCAACAAGUCGGACAACGAUCUAUUGCAGCUGCCUCGACUGUUAAUGGAAAGCGAGGAAUCGACGUGGACUGGUUUCCCGCUGCUGCGUUAUAUUUGUGUAGCCAGAUUGCUCCAAAUGUCGACACAGCUGCGCCAGUCAGACAACACUGACUGCUUGCGUCUCCUUAUGCAUGCGUACCAAGAUGAAGAUAGUGAUAGCUCUGACUCGGAGCGACAAAAUCGGGCUGCAGCAUUCACGCGGUUUGCCAAGAUAUUGCAAGACCCGAUGACUGAGGAAACGGAAGAAAUGGGUAUCGGCAUUGAUGCAAAUGAACCAAAACAGAGCGCAAGUCCUGCAGCAGGAUCCAAUGUCGUGAAAGUUGUCUCGUUUCGAGAAGGUUUGCUCGGCCUCGUCUUGACAGCAGCAGGUGCGCCGUACGAGAAGCGACUGGCGGUGAAAGCUUUUAUGAGAGAUCCGACCGCAAGCAGUGGGGUAGGACAAGCCGAAGCUAGUCGGAAAGUUUGCCCAGGCGACCUUCUGCAAUCGAUCAAUGGUGUACCGAUUGUUGGAGUGACAACGGAGGAAGUAAAGCGCCACCUCCAGCUCCUUGAUCGCCCAUUCUACAUUGCUUUCCGUCGUUGCACUGAUGCCAUCGGCGAAGAUGCUGGCAGUACCUGGGGGAACACCAACACAGCUGAAUCUCCCGAUGCCCCAAGCUCUUUGACAGAGUCGGAUACAGCAUCGUCCGAAGUGAAGCAACCUCCAUUCUUGCCUGGUGAAUUAUGCUACGCCAACGCCAACGCGAGUAUGCAACGACUCCUCUUGUCUCACGAUGGAUCAUGCCAAUCACACUACAUCAGCGGGAAGCUGUUUAUCACAAACUACCGCUGUUUGUUCACGCAUUUGCUUGGUGAUGGAGAAAUUAAAUGGCAAGUUCCCGUGCUUUCCAUCGCCUCGAUUGAUCGCAUCGACUCGAAGGCAGGCUCAACAGGGGCAACUUCCAGCAGUCUCCUAGUGGAAAAUGCCCAAGCUGCUCUCGGUUUCACCCCUGAUGUCUCGUCCAAGGUCGUGAUCCGCUGCAAGGAUACUCAGGUGGCGCGACUGUCGAUUGCAGACCACAGCGAAUAUAAAAUGCUUGUCAAGUGUCUAAGCUUCCUGGCUUUUCCGAAGAGCCUGUUAGAUGCCUUUUGCUUCGCCUAUUCUCCGACUGUGCCGCCUUCCGACAAAGCUCAAUUUGAUAUUCGCCAGGAGUAUAAGCGUAUCGGACUGCUGUCAAUUCCAGAUCAUCUACGUUGCAUCGACCAAUCUUCGGGAUACGCACUCUGCAGCACGUACCCGCGGUAUCUAAUCGUGCCUGCUGGCAUUGCAGACGUUCGUCUAAAGGCAGCAGCAGCAUUCCGGUCACACCAGCGAUUGCCUGUGGUAAGCUGGAUCCACCGCAGCAACGGAGCCACGAUUGUUCGCUCCAGCCAACCGCUUGUGGGCUUGAAAUCUGCGCGCAGCGAUGAAGACGAGCUCCUUGUUUGCCUUUUGUGCAGCUCGAGCAACAAGCAGGCGCUCGGACGUUAUGUGAUCAUGGAUGCACGCAGUCAACUGGCUGCCGUGGGCAACAAGGCGCUCGGUAAAGGCACUGAGGUCUCGAGCAACUACCCUGGCGCAAAGCUCAUUUUUAUGAACAUUGACAACAUCCACUCGGUCCGGCAAUCUCAAGCCGCAAUUGCAGCAGUCUUUGAGUCGAAGAAGAGUGCAAACGAGGAUACAUCCAGUAGCUUUUACGGGCGUGUUGACGCUUCAGGUUGGCUACGCCAUGUCCGCCUCGUGCUGAAGGCAUCGGUUGAUCUCGCACACACCGUGCACAAUGGCACGUCUGUGCUGACACACUGCAGUGACGGGUGGGACCGCACGGCGCAGAUGGUAGCAUUGGCUGAGUUGAUGCUUGAUCCAUAUUACCGCACGCUCCGUGGUUUGCAGGUGCUCGUGGAGAAGGAGUGGUGUUCUUUCGGACAUCAAUUUGCCUUGAGGAGCGGCCAUGCUCGCAGCGACGCGUCGAAUGACCAGCGUUCGCCCGUGUUUUUGCUCUGGCUGGACUGUGUGUGGCAAUAUCUUCGCCAGUAUCCGACCGAGUGCGAGUUCAACGAGAGUUUUCUGCUCACUCUUGCCGACCACGUCUACUCGUGCAAAUUUGGCACGUUCAUGUUUGAUUGCGAACGGCAACGAAACGAUUUUUUUGCCAAGCACCGGGUGUUUUCCAUCUGGAGCGAAGUCAACAGCCACAGCGAUCGCUUCGUGAAUCCCAUGUACGCGCCCAGCGAGCACGUGACGUUGUUGUCGCCUAGUACGCUUUCCAAGAACAUCAAACUCUGGAAGGGCUACUUUUGCCGCUGGGACCCCACCAUCAUCCCUCCCGUGCCGUCUUUUCAGUAUUACUGA